AUGUGCACGGCGUUGAUGUCAGACCCGCCCGACACUAGUGUUUGCGACGACCCCGAGGUUGAUAUCUAUGGUAAAACGGGCGUCAAUCUUGCCAACUUCGUCUGGGUUGCGCAAAGGCUCAGCAAAGGCGUCAUUUUCACACAUGCGGCUGGCCCAAACAAGGGAAAGGUUGGAAAGCGCAUGAGUCCCAUCGAGAUGCGUGCGGCACAGGAAAAUGAUUUCAGCUCAGUUGCCACAGGCAAUGAAGGCUUCGAUAAUGACCAAUCUAUCCCGAUCGAGUCGCGUGAUACAGAUAUCGAGUUUGAAGAUUGGGACAAUGAAGAUUGGGAGGCUUUGAAUGAAGGCUUUGAAUAG
This is a messenger RNA of Penicillium longicatenatum, 354 nucleotides long. RefSeq lists its product as uncharacterized. The record is from RefSeq and is a predicted model, not a curated record. The coding region runs from base 1 to 354 and encodes 117 amino acids. Lineage: Eukaryota; Fungi; Ascomycota; Eurotiomycetes; Eurotiales; Aspergillaceae. The transcript has a single exon.